Xenopus tropicalis (tropical clawed frog) is the source of this 5247-nucleotide messenger RNA. It is a transcript of the gene cntnap4, whose product is annotated as contactin associated protein family member 4. The record is from RefSeq and is a predicted model, not a curated record. The transcript is spliced from 24 exons. Gene Ontology annotation, cellular component: membrane. Bases 311 to 4252 code for a protein of 1313 amino acids. Lineage: Eukaryota; Metazoa; Chordata; Amphibia; Anura; Pipidae.
CACAAGGGGUAUCCAGGACACGUUGUGAACGUGAAGCUUCAGUAGCCAAGCUGAUCAGGGGAGCAGCCUGACAGUUUAGCCCUGAGUGAUUGUGUGAAAUUGGAGAGAUUGUUGCUCUCACGUCUUUAGAGGCUGCAUGUUGUCAGGACCAGAGGCAGAUUUUUGGAGGUGUGUGCCUUUUUGUGAGGAGAUCCAGUAUGCUUUUGUCUGUCUGAUGAGAACCCUCAGUUAGAAAGGCAAGGGGAAAGAACUGAGAACAGAAGUGCUGAUCAGCUGCAUUGUACUAGUCUGGCACUUUUGUGGUGCUCCGAUGGAUCUGAGAAUGGAUUUUGUCCCAGGCACGCUCUGUCAGCUGCUAAUUGUAUUUUUAUGCAAUAUUUUGGCAACAGCAAAGGCAGAAAGCAAAUAUGAUUGUGAUGGCCAGCUGACAUCAUCUCUGCCUCAAUCCCAUUUUAGCAGUUCUUCAGAGCUAUCAAGCAGUCAUAGUGCUGGUUUUGCCAGGCUGAACAGAAGAGAUGGAGCUGGAGGGUGGUCUCCUCUUAGUUCUAAUAAGUACCAAUGGCUCCAGAUAGAUCUUGGAGAAAGAUCUGAAAUUACUGGAAUUGCAACACAGGGGAAAUAUGGAAGCUCAGACUGGGUUACAAGCUAUGUACUGAUGUUUAGUGACACUGGAAGGAACUGGAAACAGUAUCAUCAGGAAGAAAGCAUAUCGGAAUUUAUCGGGAAUACAAAUGCAGACAGUGUUGUGCACCAUAAACUUCAGAAUCAUAUUAUCGCAAGAUUCUUACGCAUUGCACCUGUAAACUGGAAUUCCUAUGGAAGGAUUGGAAUGAGAGUAGAAAUGUAUGGUUGUGCUUACAGAUCAGAUAUGGUUUAUCUUGAUGGUAAAAGCUCCAUCUUGUACCGAUUUCAGCAGAAAUUAAUGAGUACUGUGAAAGAUGUAAUUUCUCUCAAAUUUAAGACAAUGCAAAGUGAUGGAGUGUUGCUUCAUGGGGAUGGACAAAAUGGAGAUCAUAUUACACUACAGCUUAUUAAAGGACAACUUUCCUUAAUUAUUAAUUUAGGAAAUGCACAAUUUCAUCCUUCUACUCCUCAUGUUAAUGUGUCUCUGGGAAGCCUAUUAGAUGAUCAGCAAUGGCAUUCGGUUAUCAUCGAGCGUUUUAGCAGACAAGUCAAUUUUAGUGUUGACAGACAUGUGCUUCAUUUCUUCAUGAAGGGCGACACAUACCAUUUGGACAUUGAUUAUGAGCUUAGCUUUGGAGGAAUACCAUUAAAAGGAAAAUCGGUAUCAUUAUUGCAGAAGAAUUUUCAUGGGUGCUUUGAGAAUCUUUAUUAUAAUGGUGUGAACAUUAUUGACUUGGCAAAGAGAUACAAACCCCAGAUCUACAUUGUGGGAAACAUUUCCUAUUCUUGUGUGGAGCCUGAAACAGUCCCUGUUACAUUUCUAAAUUCUAACAGUUUUUUAGCUUUGCGUGGGUUACAACAAGAUGGAUUAGCUGUCCAUUUUCAGUUUCGUACCUGGAAUAAAGAUGGCACCUUAUUCUCUUACAAGCUUGGCCCUGAGUCUUUGGAUCUUGUAUUGUAUAUGACUGAUGGGAAGUUUAAAAUGAGCCUGUUUAAGCAUGGAAGAAGCCAGUCUAACACUGCUACAGGUUUUGAUUUGAAUAAUGGCCACUGGCAUUCUCUCUCUUUUGUGGGCAAAAGAAAUCGUCUCAUUGUAACCAUUGAUAACCAAGAGACUUUAUCACUUCAAACUGCUCUACCAAUUCAACUGGGAUCUGGGCAUUAUUAUUAUUUUGGAGGUUGUCCUGACAACAAUACUGACCAUGGAUGUUUUAGCCCUGUAAAGAGUUUUCUGGGAUGCGUGAAAUUAAUUUCUAUUGGUUCCAAUUUAAUAGACAUUAUUUCAAUACAGCAAGGAAAGUUUGGAAAUUUCACUGAUCUGCAAUUUGACAUCUGUGGCAUCAUAGACAGAUGUUUGCCAAACUACUGUGAACAUAGAGGUCAAUGUUCACAAACGUGGAAUGAUUUUUAUUGCAAUUGUUCAGAAACAGGAUAUACAGGAGCUACUUGCCAUUACUCUAUUUAUGAAAAAUCAUGUGAAGCAUACAAGCAUAAAGGAAAUACAUCUGGAUUCUUUUUAAUUGAUCCUGAUGGAAGUGGUCCCUUAGAACCAUUUGCUGUGUACUGUAAUAUGUUAGACACAGCAGUAACGGUUAUAAGUCACAAUAAUACAGAUAUGAACAAGGUCAAGAAUUCUAACAAAGAGAACCCACAUGUAAUGAACUUCAAAUACUUUGCUGAUCUGGCACAGCUCCAAGCAACCACUGACAAUGCAGAACACUGCAAGCAAGAACUUGCUUAUCAUUGUAAAAAAUCUCGGAUUCUACAUAAACAAAGUCACAUCCCUUACAGUUGGUGGGUAGGAAGAACUAAUGAAACACAGACGUACUGGAGUGGAUCUUCACCAGAUGUCAGUAAAUGUACAUGUGGGAUUGAAGAGAAUUGCAUUGAUUCCCAGCUUUACUGUAAUUGUGAUGCUGACAAAAGUGAAUGGUCAAAUGACACAGGCUUCCUUUCUUAUAAAGAUCAUCUCCCAGUUACAAAAAUUGUGAUUACAGACACAGAUCGCCCUCAGUCAGAAGCUGCUUAUAAACUUGGACCUCUUCUUUGCUGGGGAGAUAGAAGUUUUUGGAACUCAGCUUCCUUCAAUACAGUCUCAUCAUACCUUCACUUUCCUACUCUUCAUGGUGAAAUUAGUGCCGAUGUGUCCUUUUUCUUCAAAACCUCAUCACCAUCUGGAUUAUUUCUAGAAAAUCUGGGGAUUAAAGACUUUAUUCGAAUAGAAUUGCAAUCUCCAACAGAAGUGGUAUUUUCAUUUGAUGUGGGAAAUGGUCCCUUUGGGGUUACAGUACAGUCACCCAGUAAUUUAAAUGACAAUCAGUGGCACUUCAUAAAAGCAGAAAGGAAUAUAAAAGAAGCAUCCCUUCAAGUGGAUCAGCUGCCGCAGAAAACAAUUAUCACUCCUUCUGACGGGCAUAUCCGUUUGCAGCUCAACAGCCAGCUUUAUAUAGGUGGAACAGCAUCAAGACAGAAAGGAUUUUUAGGAUGCAUACGUUAUUUAACAUUAAAUGGAAUUGCCCUUGACUUGGAAGAAAGGGCUAAAGUGACCCCAGGAAUUAAACCAGGAUGUCCUGGACACUGCAGUAGCUAUGGGAACCUAUGUCACAAUGGAGGAAAAUGUGAAGAAAAGCACAAUGGAUUUUUAUGUGAUUGUAAUUCCUCUGCUUACGGAGGACCAUUUUGCAAGAAAGAGAUUUCAGCAUACUUUGGUGGUGGGUCUUCAGCAACAUUAACAUUUCCUGAAAAUUACACCAUAUCUAGAAACGCCAGCUGGUACUCUUCUGCUCAACACCCAGACACAAACAGUAGAGAAAACAUUGCAUUUAGUUUUCGAACUACUCAGUCACCGAGUUUAUUACUUUUUGUGAGCUCUUUCAAUAAGCAAUAUAUUUCCAUCAUCAUUGCAAAAAAUGGUAGUUUGCAGAUCAGAUACAAGUUAGAACAUCAUCUUGAUCCUGAUGUAUUUAAUAUCAAUACAAAGAACUUAGUUGAUGGACAUCUCCAGAAAGUGAGAAUUUUAAGAAAAGGAGAGACACUCUUUAUAGAGGUUAACCAGUAUACAGCUGUAAAAUUUAGUCUCACAUCAGUUACUGAAUUCAAAGCAGUUCAAUUUCUUAUCCUUGGUAAAAUAUUAGCAGAAAAUGAUGAGCUUGAUCUGGAGACAAUGAAAGCAAAUGCUAAUGGAUUCAUUGGAUGUCUAUCUUCAAUGCAUUUUAACCAUAUUUUUCCUUUGAAAACUGUUUUGUACCAUGAGAAAUCACCACAAGUAAUAACAACUGGUCACAUUACAGAAUCCAGCUGUGGUUCUGUAAAUGGUAUAGAUUCAGCAUCAAGUGAAUCAACUCAUACAUUUGCAGAUCAUUCAAGACCAAAAGAUGAAAGAGAACCCAUAGCUAAUGCAAUCAGAAGUGACUCUGCAGUGAUUGGGGGUGUGAUAUCUGUUGUGACAUUUAUCCUGCUAUGCAUUACUGCAAUAGCAAUACGGAUUUACCUGCAAAAGAACACAUACAAAAAAAAUGAAGCCAAAGCCUCAGAAAAUGAGGACAAUACAGACACAACGGCAGCACUGAAAACUGAGAUCAGUAUGCAAAACACAAUCAACGAGAGUCAAAAGGAAUAUUUUUUCUAAUAGACUCCCAUUGUCUAGCUGAACAAUGAGACACAGGGAAUUUCUUGCUAAGCAAGGGGCACUAGCAGAUCAACACAAUAUAAAUACUGUUCAUGCACUGCAAGCAAACAAUGGACUGGAGAUGUGUUAACUGGACAUAUAAUCAGUCAUAGUGAUGACUAGAAGAGGCCUCUAAAUUGUACAUGCAUUUCUUAGGUUUCAUAAAUGCAUUUUUCUGUGAAAGUAAUCCUGUAUUGUACACACUUUUAUUGUUGGUAGUUUCAGAUUGUUCUGAUGUGACUCUUUAAACAUGCAAAUUUCCAGUAUUUGAUAUAACGUUUAAUUACUGGACUGUUCUGAAGUUACGGCUUUUCAGUAUCUCUGUGGUUUGAAUUGUUUUGUUCAAGAUAAAAGCUGGACUGUAAUAUCCUAUUUCAAAAGACAAGGUUAUUUUGUGUUUUACAUUGUGAAGUUUAGUAGCUCAACAAGGAAAUCUGGCAAAUACUGCCACACAAAACAAAUGAAUCCAUGUACCUUAAUAUGAAAAAUGUGUGAAGGCAUAAAAUGUGUCACUUGUACAGAAAACUAGCAUGAAGAUCAAAGAUUUGAGCACAUUUUUAAUUUAUAAAAUAUUCUAUACAAAUCAUAUAUUAACAUGCUAUGACCAUAAUGUCAUUAUAAAAUUCCUACCCAAAGAUUAAAUCUUUGGAGUAGAUAUUUGUGAACACUACAUAGCUAACAAAAAUCCAAAAGAGGGCAGAUUUACAGGAGACGUAUUCACUGAGGCACUUCCAGAAGAAAAAUCACUAAGAUAAUGCAAUUUUUUUGUUUUAUAAAUUUCUGUUUUACAAUAAUGUAAUAUUUUGAAAGAAUGAGGAUUGGUGCAUUUUUGAUGUUAAGGAUAUUCUUACAAAAGAUUAAUCAGAUUACAGUAAAUGAAUUGAAAAAUAUUGUUAUGAAAAUGGUAUUUUAUUUGUAAAGAUUAUUUUUAUUUAUUAAACCCAUUAAUUACUUUU